AUGGUAACUAUGGUUGAUUAUACCAAUAUUUUGAGGAGUACCCUUGAAAAUGGAUCAGGCAUGGUCAAGUUCUUUAAAACUUUGGAAUACACGUUCUCCCAGCGCGAUCAAGCAGAGAAAGAUUUGAAAAGAGCACUUGAAACAAUCUCGUCGGAAAAUGGUGAACUAUCAUCCAAAGCACUGGAGUGGCUUCGUAAUUUUGACGUCAUGAUAAAGAGUUCGAGUACGGAACGGCAUUGGACCUCAACUAAAGUGAACGAGGAGUGCGAAAAGACUCAUUCAUUAGAAUUAAUUUCUGCCGAAAAAGAAGAACAGCAUUUUUAUAAUGUGAUGUCAAAUAUUGCUGUGGAACAUGACAGUGCUAGCGAUAAUUUCCGAGCCAGAACUCAGGAACGUUUUAACAAGCGUCCUUCAUCUUUUGAAGAAUCAUUGCAUGAAUUGGAUUCAAACAAGAAGAUGAAAUUAAAUGGCACAACUCCUGAUAAUUACGAAACUUCCGCUGAUACUGAGCAAGAGACGGAUGAAGUGACACUUAUCGACCCGGAAAAAUUUAAGGGAACAUACCUGGAAUUGGAUCCCAACCAGAUGUGGACAUUAAAAAGUGGUCGCAAAGUAGAAGAAAUUAUUUACGAAUUUGCCAGAAAUCUUUCCAGAGAAUCAUAUUUACAUUCGUUUAUAAUCAAUGACGUUGAUGUGGAAACAAAAUCGUUGUUUACUAAAGAGGAGUGGAAAGAGAUCACUACUUCAGAGGUUAAGAACAAGCCAAGUCUCGAACAAUCUCAUAUGGAUUUGUUGAAAACGAUUGACAAUGUUGAAAAAUUACAAGAAAUUAUUUUUGAACCGUUUAUGCAAGAUGGAUCCAAAUAUGAUAAGAGAUCUCAUUUUGAUCUUAAUUAUAUCAAUUAUUCAUAUAGAGGAAUGUUAUUUUUGUGGCAGAAGGAAGAAAAUCCUUUCGAUUCUGAGAAGCUAGAGGGUUGGUACGAAAUGAAUGUCUGGAGCCAUUUGAUCGAUCCGGCUUUCCACAAUCUGAACAUUGAUCUAGGCGAUGGAGUAUUUAGAUUGUGUAAGGAUCGUCUAGAAUUCGGUGCUAUAGAAACGGGUCGAAAAUGGGAAGGGGAAAAGGGGACUAAGUACAUGCACGAUUCUUUAAAAAUGUGUAAGAUGUUAAAAGAUAUGGUUACACAGCUUGCUAUUAUAUGUGACGGGAGAGAAGAACUUGUUAGGAAAUUGGAAGUGGUCGGAAUUUUACAUGGAGCUAAUAGAAUUCAAAUAAUUACGAUGGACUAUCCAAAAGGAUAUAUUUCUCGUAUCAAACGUAGAAAGUUCUGUAAAGUUCCUGGACGUUUAACCAAUUCAACUCCACUUGCUUUGGUUCUGAAAGAGAUACUUUAUGCAAAAUCUAUUAUCUCACGAGUAUUGUACAUGAUAAACCACAAGGAUGACGUUAAUCUUGAAAAUUUCCUUAACGAUUCUUCUGAUGAACAGGGUGAAUGUCAUACGUCUUCUCCCAGAGUCAACAUACCUCCUACUUUCAGCACCCCGAAGAAAAAGAAACCCGUGAUUAAUUAA
Molecule: messenger RNA, 1569 nt
Organism: Funneliformis geosporum
Lineage: Eukaryota; Fungi; Glomeromycota; Glomeromycetes; Glomerales; Glomeraceae
Source: the annotation of a GenBank genome assembly